UGUACGAAAUGUCAUUUGCGAAAAUUUUUGUUGUCAUUUUACUCUGAAUACAAAAUAUUUUUGGUGUGCGCUAAUUUUGAAAAAUAAUUUUAAGUUGUAUCCCAUAUAAACGUGUAAAAAUAUGGGAUUCGAAUUAACUCGAUUCCAAGGUGAUGUAGACGAAGAGCUGGUGUGUCCCAUAUGUUCGGGUGUUUUAGAAGAUCCACUACAGGCGCCGGUCUGCGAACACGCGUUUUGCAGAGCUUGCAUACAAGAGUGGAUAUGCAGACAACCGAAUUGUCCUGUAGAUCGCCAGCAUAUAACGACGGUGCAAUUGCGACCUGUGCCUAGGAUAUUACGAAACUUGCUGUCUAGAUUAUGUAUAAAUUGUGAUAAUGCCGAAUACGGAUGCACUCGUGUUCUUAAAUUGGACACGUUAGCCACUCACUUGGAAGAAUGCGAACACAAUCCCAAACGUUUAAUACCGUGCGAGCAGGGUUGCGGUUUGGUGAUACCGAAAGAUGAACUUAAAGAUCAUAACUGCAUUAAGGAAUUGCGCGCACUUGUUCAUACUCAACAGCAGAAAUUAAACGAUUUCCAGCAAGAGUUGGCGGAGCAAAGGUUCACAAUGGUCGAACAAAAACGUGAACUGCAACUUUUGAAGGAUUUUAUGAAGGCUAUGCGAAUAUCCAAUCCAGCUAUGAGAGCGAUUGCGGAUCAAAUGGAACGCGAUGAGGUGUUACGAUGGAGUAAUACCCUUGCGCGAGCACGCGUCACACGUUGGGGUGGGAUGAUUUCGACACCCGACGAAAUACUACAGCGCAUGAUUAAGAGAACGUUAAGUGAAUCGGGCUGUCCCGCGCACAUCAUAGAUGACUUGAUGGAGAAUUGUCACGAAAGACGUUGGCCACCGGGGUUGUGCUCCUUGGAGACUCGUCAGACAAACAGGCGGCUAUACGAGAACUACGUGUGCAAGAGAAUUCCGGGGAAACAGGCCGUUUUAGUGUUGCACUGCGAUAACGAGCAUAUGAGUGAGGAAAUGAUGGUUGAACCCGGUUUAGUGAUGAUAUUCGCACACGGUAUCGAAUAAUUUGCGUGUCUGAACUAACAAUUUAUUCAAUUUGUUGAAUUUAUAGUCCUAACUUUGCGGUGUUUUAAUCGCUAACCAGUAAAUAAUUUGUUAUUGGUGCUUUGUGUUGAUGGUUUACAUUUGAAAAACGUAUUCAAAUUAAAUGUACGGUUAAAUGAUCUCAAUUGAAGUCGUUCCUGCAUCCAAAGUGAAAAUUGUUUGGCAAUUGUAUAUAUCUUUUGAUAGUCGCUAGUCAUUGUUUAAAAUAAAAAUGUGAUUCGAAAUUGUACUGAUUUUUGUUAAAAGUAAGGUUUCUUGUGUCUUGGUUACUAAUUCGAAACUUAAGUUAUGUGAUGUUAAUUUGCUUUAAUUUCUCUCAUAGUUAAUCUCUCUUCGUCUUCAUUUUGCAAGGCUGAUUAAUGACCACGAGUGAUUUAAUCAGUCUUUGUGAUUGCAGACAUUAGAUUUAGAUUUAUGUUCUGCUUUUCAUUUGCUGUAUCAAUGCGCAUUAUAAUAAAUAUGCAAAAGAAACCUCAGCUUA
Messenger RNA from Photinus pyralis (common eastern firefly), 1589 nucleotides. It is a transcript of the gene elgi, whose product is annotated as E3 ubiquitin-protein ligase NRDP1. Lineage: Eukaryota; Metazoa; Arthropoda; Insecta; Coleoptera; Lampyridae. Gene Ontology annotation, cellular component: plasma membrane signaling receptor complex. Gene Ontology annotation, biological process: regulation of canonical NF-kappaB signal transduction; protein K63-linked ubiquitination; tumor necrosis factor-mediated signaling pathway. Gene Ontology annotation, molecular function: ubiquitin protein ligase activity. The record is from RefSeq and is a predicted model, not a curated record. Bases 122 to 1069 code for a protein of 315 amino acids. The transcript is spliced from 5 exons.